Messenger RNA from Sander lucioperca (pikeperch), 2004 nucleotides. RefSeq names its product polymeric immunoglobulin receptor-like. Gene Ontology annotation, molecular function: transmembrane signaling receptor activity. The record is from RefSeq and is a predicted model, not a curated record. NCBI's taxonomy places the organism in Eukaryota, Metazoa, Chordata, Actinopteri, Perciformes, Percidae. The coding region runs from base 168 to 1361 and encodes 397 amino acids. The transcript is spliced from 8 exons. Gene Ontology annotation, cellular component: plasma membrane.
CAGAAAGGUAAGGCAAGACGUUUUUAAGUAACAUAUUAUGACAGAAAUUCAGGAAACCCAACUCUUGAGACCGACCAACUGUAGAGACGCAGCGAUCAGACAGAACUGAAAUAACCAGCUGGAGUUUAAUGAUCUGACGGAGGAUCUCAGCAUCCAACAGCAACAUAAUGAAGAGCUUUCUUCUACUCAUCCUCUCACUGAUGAUAACAGGCUGGGAGGCCUCAUCUGAUGUGAAGGGAUGCACAGACGGAUGGGUGGAAUUCACCUGCCAGCAUAAAACAAUUCUACAAUAUCAAAGAGUUGAUGUAGAUAAGGACAAGCAAACAAUCAUAGGAAGCACUCAAAUGAAUGUGUGGCAGACCAAGGACAGAUUUUCUGUUUACCAUGAUGCAGCAAAUAAAAAGCUCAGAGUGGUCAUCAAACAACUUCAACGUGGGGACUUUGAGGAUUACACGUGUAAAUUUAUAUUUGAACAGAAAUCUGACUGUGAUAAAGUGGACUUGAAAGUUGGUAAGGGCUGUCAGACACCAUUUAAUCAAACUGCGUACAGAACAGCUAAAACCACCAUCUCAUGUGACAAAAAAAAGUCUGAAGUCAUGUUUUUCUGCAAAGAGAAUGGUUCAAUCUGUGAGGAUAUUUUAUCAACAAAAUCUUCUCCGAAGUCAAACGGGUCCUUCACUCUCACAGAGACCAGCAGUAGCUUCAACAUGUCCAUCAGUAAUGUGUCCUCAGAGCAUGCUGGUGUCUACUGGUGUGGAGUGGAAACAAAUAAGGGACGUAACAGAGCUGCACUCAGAAAAAUACAGCUGGAGGUUGAAGUGCCUCCAACAACACUGAACUCCUCUACUAUCUCAACAUCAACUCGUCCAGUUCCUACAUCUGCUUCUUCCACCCAGUCGACCACUGCAUCUGCCCACAGCGAUGGUCCUCCAACUACAUCAAGUCCUGGGGCCUCCUCGUUACCUGGAACCAUAGCUGUGGUCGUCUGUGUGGCUGUGCUGGUGCUGCUGCUUAUUUUGGUUCUCGUCUGGAAACGAUUUCAGCGUUCAAAAGACACAAGAAAUAGAGAACAGAACAAUGAGGAUGGUGCCUAUGAGGAGAUACGGGAGCGCCUCCAGAAGCCAGGCUCAGGAACUGCACUCAGCACUAUUUAUGUCACAGUCAACGCUCCCACAAACCCCUCUGCCUCGCAGCAUUACUCCACGGUCAACUUUCCCAACAGCUCUGGAGAAGCUAGUGGUGACACAUAUUCUACUGUGUGGGACAGCAGCCAUAGUCCCACCCACUCUGCUGUCAAUCAUCCAUCCAGACUUUCUGAAGACCCUUUCUAUUCUACUGUCAACAACCCACAGCAGCACUGAGACCAGUCCUGACACUCUUCACUUCAUUUUAAGGUUUAGUCACAGGGCUUCUGCACUGAUAUACACCAAGUUACCAGUUGUGCAACCAGCACUGCAGUUCAAUACAACAUGUCCAACUACCACCUCAAUAAGGACCACAGAACUCAAUCAACACCUGAAUUAAAGACUCAUGAUUAUUUGGCAAAACAUGGAUCUUAGUUGUCGAGGCCAACCUCCACUGUUAAACGCUAACAAGCUUCAACUUUUACCUGUUUAAUUGUACCACGUUGAUGAGUAAUAUUACUGAAUGCUACAAGAACAUUGUGAAUCAAAUUUCAGUUUAACGUAACCACAGUGGUUACAUCACAAAUUUGCACUUUUACUGCUGCUGGUUUUGAAUGUCCUUUUCAGCCUUGAUGCAAUAACAUCUCCUCAGUCCUCACACAAAUAUGCCUCAGACUGAUUUAAUGUAUGUAUAGUUUAACUUCUUGUAUUUAUUGUGCAAUAUGUUAUGCAACAUCUAUUUGUUUCUUCUUUUUGAAAACCUUCCUUUUUUAACAACAUAAUGCAUUUGGACAUGUUGACAAUUUUCUUUUCUUUUCAAUAUUGUAUUUGAUUUACAUAAAAUGCUUAAAUAGUGGUAAUAAACAAGAUUUACUUUUAA